AUGGCAGAGUUUUCGAAAGCUCAAAAUGCAGCGCUCAAGGCUUUGAACGAUGAUACUUCAAUCGUCACUCGUGAUCUGGAAGCUGGCCUUCAGGGAGCCUCGACAUUACCUAAAUCUGACCAAGCUUGGGUUAUCGCUACGAUGCAGACUCUAAAGUCGCACGAUUGGAUGACGAGCACGAAGUCUUCGGUGCUCUUUAUCAACUCCAAUACGUCCAGCAAUGGAAAACCAUCCUCGUUCAUCCCCGCGAAACUUGUGCAGUCCGUGAAUACGUACAGAUUUAACAACGUUUUUGCCGUCUCAUUUUUCUGCGAUGCCCAUCAGAAAGACCCGAACAGCGGGGUGGCGCUUAUGAUGCGGAGUUUUAUCGCGCAACUUCUCCGAUUCUAUACAGAUUUUGACAUGGAGACACUUCAUCAAAUUCGGCUGUUAAAUGGGGCAGAUGUUCAUGCACUGUGUUGGACUUUUCAUCAGCUAGUAUUACAGCUUCCAUCCGACAUUGUGGUGUUUUGCAUUGUUGAUGCAGUUACGUCGUACGAAACGAGAGAAUCCCAAGCGGAUGCCAGUGAGCUCGCGGUGGCGAAGCUAAUUGACAUUGUGCAAAAGACCCGUAAGCGUGGCUGUCCAUCGAUUGUACAAGCUGAUGCCCGACCAAGUGAUGAAUGUGGUAUGGAUGCCAUCCCGGAUGUCGUCUUCGGAGGGAUUUACUCUAGGAAAAUGGAAUCCAAGCAUCGGUCGCCACAGGAACUGGCUGAGUCGAUAGAACGAAACCACAUCGCUCACGCCCCCGUCCGCGACCCAUCAUCCCCAGAAGCCCAAGCCCUGCAAACCCUAGGCAUCGCAAUCUUCCACGGCAGCUUCGACGAGGUAGAAGUCAUAAAAGCAGCCAUCUGGUGCUGUUCGGGCGUAUUCCUGACCCCAUUCCAAACACCACAGAUCCACAACUACCAGUCCGACACGGAAGGUUGA
Messenger RNA from Talaromyces stipitatus ATCC 10500, 969 nucleotides. RefSeq lists its product as uncharacterized. The transcript is spliced from 3 exons. NCBI's taxonomy places the organism in Eukaryota, Fungi, Ascomycota, Eurotiomycetes, Eurotiales, Trichocomaceae. The record is from RefSeq and is a predicted model, not a curated record. Bases 1 to 969 code for a protein of 322 amino acids.